Carica papaya (papaya) is the source of this 2383-nucleotide messenger RNA. Its product is annotated as F-box/RNI-like superfamily protein. Lineage: Eukaryota; Viridiplantae; Streptophyta; Magnoliopsida; Brassicales; Caricaceae. The record is from RefSeq and is a predicted model, not a curated record. Gene Ontology annotation, molecular function: protein binding. Gene Ontology annotation, biological process: SCF-dependent proteasomal ubiquitin-dependent protein catabolic process. Gene Ontology annotation, cellular component: SCF ubiquitin ligase complex.
UUAUUCAUAUUAUACGGCACCGUUUAGAAUACGCCGCAAACCCCGCUUCUUUGAUCGGCUGAUCCCAAGCAAGCGCACCCCGUGUCGUUACAAGAGUUUCGGGAUUAAAUCUUAGUCCUCAAGGAAUCCAGUCCAUCCUGAUAAGAGAGAAACUGAGAGAAAAAAGUAAAAGUGUAAAGCGAAGAAAACAAAAUUCUGAAAAUGUCGCAUGAUAGCGACGGAGGAGGAGGAGGGAGCGGUAGCUUGGCGGAGAAGCGGAGGCUGGAUCAGCUACCAGCAGCUCUACUGGCUACAAUCAUGACGAAGCUCGACAUGGCUUCCGUCUGCUCCGCCGCCGCAACUUGUAAAACUCUCAGGACCUGUGCUUCUCAUCUCCUCUCCUUCCUCCCCACCUUCCAUCUCCUCGACAUUGCACCGUCAAGCGAGUUGAUCAGGCCGUUGUUGCCACCAAACCCGUACCUCAGGAGCCUCAAGCUUGACUGUGGUAGACUCGAUGAUUCAGCGAUCGAGCUAUUCACUCGGCCUUCUUUGCAAGAGCUUUUUCUUCACAACUGUGAGGAUUUUAAUGGGCGGUUGCUCUCUGAGAUUGGAGCAAGAUGCAGGGAUCUGAGGGUUCUCUGCUUGGGUUCGGUGGCUGAGAAAAGAGGGCGAGCCAUUCAUAAUUCUGAUCUGGAGGAGUUACUUAGUGGUUGCAGUAAGUUAGAAGCACUGAUGCUGAUGUUCGAUGUCUCAUUAUUUGUUCGUAAUAACUUCCCUCGUGUUUGGUCUUUAGCUUCACAAAAACUUACUUAUCUUGAGAUUGGCUACAUUUCUUCUGUUAUGGUUACUGAACUGCUUAGCCCAAAUAUCAGACCCCAUCAGUCCCUCAAUCCCAUUCAGCCGUUAAUAUUGCCAAACAUCCAGAAAUUGUGCCUUUCAGUUGACUAUAUUACUGAUGCUAUGGUAAGCACAAUAUCAAAAGGUCUUGUCUCCUUGACACAUUUGGACCUUCGCGAUACACCCUUAGUGGAACCAAGGGUUUCAUUUGAUCUUACAAAUGCUGGAUUGCAACAAAUUAAUCAACAUGGGAAAUUGAAGCACCUUUCACUUGUCCGAAGUCAGGAAUUACUCAUUACCCAUUUUAGAAGAGUUAAUGAUCUAGGGAUACUCUUGCUAGCUGACAGAUGUACAAACAUGGAAAGCAUUCAUCUUGGUGGGUUUUGUCGUGUUACCGAUACAGGUUUCAAAACUAUUUUGCAUUCUUGCUCCAGCCUAUACAAGCUUAAGGUGUCUCAUGGCACUCAACUAACUGAUUUAGUUUUUCAUGAUAUCACUGCAACUUCACUUUCUCUGACCCAUGUCAGUUUGAGAUGGUGUAGUCUUCUGACCAACCAUGCAGUGAAAAAUUUGGCAUCGAACCUGGAACUUGAGGUUCUUGACUUGAGAUGCUGCAAAAGCCUUGGGGAUGGAGCCCUACAAGCUGUCGGUAAUCUUCCUAAACUAAAGGUUUUAUUAUUGGAUGGCUCUGAUAUAAGUGACUCCGGGCUAGCAUAUUUAAGAGCAAGAGUCAUAAGUUCAUUAAUUUCAUUGUCUAUUAGAGGGUGCAAAAGACUGACAGAUAAAUGCAUCUCUCUUCUGUUCGAUGGCACCUCUAAAUUGGUGUUGCGAGAACUGGACCUAUCAAAUCUUCCUCACCUGUCUGAUGGUGGAGUUUUGACGCUUGCAAAGUGUCGAGUUCCAGUAACUGAACUCCGACUUCGACAAUGUCCCCAUGUAGGUGAUACUUCAAUCAUGGCAUUAGCCUCUAUGCAGGUUGAUGAGGACAGGUGUCAUGGUAGUAGUUUGAAGUUGUUGGAUCUUUACAAUUGUGGUGGCAUUACUCCACUCACAUUCAGAUGGUUAAAGAAACCCUACUUUCCAAGGUUGAGAUGGUUAGGGGUGACAGGAAGUGUAAAUAGGGAUAUUGUGGAUGCUUUGGCUAGAAAUCGACCAUUUCUACGCGUGGUGUGCCAUGGAGAGGAACUCGGCUUUGACCAGUGGGAUGGCUCAGAUGGGGUAUACAUGCAUGACUAUGAUGAAGUGGAUGAACUUGAACAGUGGCUCCUAGAAGGUGAGGAUGAUGAAAGUGAGGAUGAAGAGAUGGAAGAUGCUGAAAAUAAUGAAGAAAUGAUACCAUAACUUUCCUGAGCAGGGUUUUACUCUAUAUUUACUGGUAUCAAGAUGGCAGUUGUAGAUAUGCAGAAAUUGUGACUCUUAGAUGAAACAAUUUGCUUGACAAGAUUAUGACCUUGUAUGUAUGUGUGUAUGGAUGUAAGGAUCUGUUCACCCCUCUGGCUUUGUUAUUUAUUAUGGAUGUCCAGUUAUAUGUGUAUAAUGUUACUCAAUGCACAAACUUUUGAUUUCA